AUGAUGCUUUACAGGGUGAUGGAUCUAAUAGUCCGAGAGGACACAUUCAAGCUGUUUACAAACAGAAACGGGUUUGGGAUAUUCGAGAGGCUUGAGGAGCCUCCGAGGAUGGAGACAAUGGAGGACUUGGAGGAGAGGAUCAAGGGAUAUUUCAAAGAGGUCCUGAAGGCGACCACGGCAGACUCUCUCUACUUUAACGAAGCAUUCCGGAUGCUCAACUUUGUGGAAAGGAUCUUCAAGGAGCUCAGGGAUCUCAACGAGUCUGCCAUGGAGCGAAGCAUAAGAGGCCCUAUGGACGAUGUGAUUCGGCUAUACUCGGAGUCUCUGAGGAAGUUUGUUGAGGGCGUAGAUAUUCCGGUACUGCAGGAGCACGUGAGGUUUAUUGUAUCGUAG
Encephalitozoon cuniculi GB-M1 is the source of this 393-nucleotide messenger RNA. RefSeq lists its product as uncharacterized. The transcript has a single exon. Lineage: Eukaryota; Fungi; Microsporidia; Unikaryonidae. The record is from RefSeq and is marked provisional. Bases 1 to 393 code for a protein of 130 amino acids.